Messenger RNA from Podospora pseudocomata, 1701 nucleotides. RefSeq lists its product as uncharacterized. The record is from RefSeq and is a predicted model, not a curated record. Lineage: Eukaryota; Fungi; Ascomycota; Sordariomycetes; Sordariales; Podosporaceae. Gene Ontology annotation, biological process: nucleobase-containing compound metabolic process. The transcript has a single exon. Gene Ontology annotation, cellular component: cytoplasm; nucleus. Bases 1 to 1701 code for a protein of 566 amino acids. Gene Ontology annotation, molecular function: nucleic acid binding; 3'-5' exonuclease activity.
AUGGGUGGGAGAAACCAGCAAGUAUGGGAUUCUAGCAGGGGGGUUGUUUUUGCUGGGCAGAGCAGGGGGUUUACGACUUCUCUGAUGAGACCAACUGAGGCUGGGGAGCGGACAACGGUGGAGAGGGAGACUUUUGAGAAGAGUGUUGAGGAGGGAGGGGAGGUUGCUGAGGAGAGGGUGGAGGUGAAGGUUGAAAAGGUCGAGACUGUCGGUGUUACGGGCGAGGAGGGACAGGAAAAGGCUGAAGAUGGGGAGAAGAAGGUUGAAGGUGGCGAGAAGGAAGAAAAGCGCGAGGAAGAAGUCCUCACACCACCACACACACCCCUCGACUACAAGAUCCCCGACGACAUCUUCCUCGCAGCCAAGAAAGCCCCCGAGGGCUCACCGAAAUCCUACUGGAGCUACCAAAUGUACCGGGGGCCUCAAAAUCAAAGGCCAAAGGUCCAUUACUGCACCACCCAGACCGUCGCCGAGCGCGUCAUCCAGAGAUAUUUCCUCAACGAGCCACUGUUAGGAUUCGACCUUGAAUGGAUGGCAGACGCUCUGCCAUGGCACGGGGCGAGAAAAAACGUCUCGCUUAUACAAAUCGCGUCACCAACCCGGAUUGCCCUUUUUCAUGUGGCCCUCUAUCCUAAAAGUAAACCCCUCGCCACGCCUCUUUUGAAGAAGAUAUUGGAGGAUCCAAAAAUCACCAAAGUCGGCGUUUGGAUCAUGGGCGACGCCGGUAAAGUGCAAAAGUAUCUCAAGAUCACCCCGAGGGGACUGUUCGAACUGAGCCACUUGUACAAGCUGGUCAAAUAUUGCGAGAGCGGGGAGCACAGCCUCAUCAACAAGAAGCUGGUCAGUCUUGGGAAGCAAGCCGAGGAGGUGUUAAAGCUGCCAUUAUACAAAGAACUUGAUGUUCGAACAAGCAACUGGUUACAGUCGCUGCGGCUCGAUCAAAUCAUAUGUAAGCCCCCCACCGCCUCCUUUUGCUCUACUUUUCCAAAACUAACACCUCCCGGCAGACUCAGCCUCAGACGCCUACGCCGGCGUCCAAAUCUACUCCAUGCUCAACCACCAACGCCUCCAACUCUCCCCUGCCCUCCCUCCCACCCCGCCGAACUCAAACUCCCUAUUGAAUUCCCUGAUCACACCGUCCUCCCCCCCUCGACAGAAACGGACGAAAUAGAAAUGACGCCCGCCGAAGCCGUAUCCGAUCCAAAACUCACCACCACCACCACCACCACCACCACCACCACCACCACCACCACCAAAAAGCCACGGGGAUCCUCCACCUUCAAAAAGGAAAAGCACCCCCUCGUCCGCGAAGCCGACAUGUGGCUAGCACAAUACUUUGUCUCCCACCCCCAACCGGCAAACGCCACCAGCGCCACGGCCGUCAUGCCCUCCCACCUGAGGGCGUAUUACAUCUGGCAUCACAACCCAGAGCAGAGCAUACAAGACAUCUGCGCCCUGCUCCGCGACCCGCCGCUGCAGGUGGCGACGGUGGAGAAUUACAUCUUCAAGGCUAUCAAGCGGGCUGGUGUGCAGUAUGACAAGGCGAGGGUAAUCGAGAUGCUGGAAGCGAAAAGGCAGGCUGCGGCACCGGGGGCGAAGUUUUUCGAGCCCGAGUUUCUAAGCAAGUUGAAGGAGGAGGAGGCGGCGAUGGAGGAGACGGUGAUGGAGGAGACGAGGAGGGAGGAUAGUGUUGUUGUGUAA